Stegostoma tigrinum is the source of this 6356-nucleotide messenger RNA. RefSeq names its product Rh family, C glycoprotein b (gene rhcgb). Gene Ontology annotation, biological process: ammonium transmembrane transport; ammonium homeostasis. Gene Ontology annotation, cellular component: plasma membrane. Gene Ontology annotation, molecular function: ammonium channel activity. Lineage: Eukaryota; Metazoa; Chordata; Chondrichthyes; Orectolobiformes; Stegostomatidae. The record is from RefSeq and is a predicted model, not a curated record. The coding region runs from base 71 to 1474 and encodes 467 amino acids. The transcript is spliced from 11 exons.
CAGAUAGUGAAGGCUACACCUCGCUUCUCCCCAAGCUGUUCCCUGGUUUACUGUACCUAGUCAUUGAAGAAUGAAGGACACCUUGAUGCGAUGGAAGUUGCCUCUGAUCUGUUUCAUCUGGCAACUAGCAAUGAUUAUCCUCUUCGGGGUCUUCAUUCGAUACGAUGACGAAUCCAGCGCACGUUGGAAUGUCAUCAGAAGGACCCGGAAUAUCACCAGCGUAUUGGAAAACGAUUUCUAUUUCAGGUAUCCCAGUUUCCAAGAUGUACACGUGAUGGUUUUUGUGGGAUUCGGGUUUCUGAUGACCUUCUUGAAGAGAUAUGGAUUUGGAAGUGUUGGCUUCAACUUCCUCAUUGCAUCAUUCAGCAUCCAAUGGGCUUUGCUGAUGCAGGGCUGGUUUCAUUCCUUAGAUUAUAGCGAUGGGAAAAUCAAAAUUGGUGUGGAAAGUCUGAUAAAUGCUGAUUUCAGUGCUGCCUCAGUGUUGAUCGCAUUUGGAGGUGUUCUUGGAAAAGUGAGUCCUGUCCAACUGCUGAUCAUGUCAUUGUUUCAAGUGACUCUCUACGCAGUGAAUGAAUUUAUUAUCCUGACUGUUUUGGGGGCUAGAGAUGCUGGUGGUUCGAUGGUUAUCCAUGUAUUUGGAGCUUAUUUUGGACUUACAAUCACACGUAUCCUAUACAGGCCAAACUUGGAUCAAAGAAAGAAUGAGUCUGUUUACCACUCUGACCUCUUUUCUAUGAUUGGAACUCUCUAUCUCUGGAUGUUCUGGCCCAGCUUCAACUCCGCAAUUUCAAACCAUGGGGAUGCCCAGCAUCGUGGUGUCAUCAACAGCUAUUGCUCACUGGCCGCAAGUGUCCUCACUGCCAUUGCCAUUUCCAGCGUCUUUGAGAAGAAGGGCAAAAUUAACAUGGUUCACGUUCAGAAUGGGACGCUUGCUGGAGGGGUGGCUCUUGGCACAGCUGCAGAAAUGAUGCUCACUCCCUAUGGAUCACUGAUUGUUGGAGCUCUGUCAGGAACUAUUUCAACAUUAGGCUUCAUCUUCCUCUCGCCACUCCUGGAGAAAUACCUUAAGAUACAAGAUACCUGUGGCAUCCACAACCUGCAUGGUAUUCCGGGCGUGAUUGGAGCCAUUGUGGGAGCUAUCACUGCUGCAGCUGCAACUGAAGGAGUGUAUAGCAGAGAAGGGUUGAUUGAUGCUUUUGGUUUCGUGGACGGAUUUGCAGAUCGGACGCCCAGUGUCCAGGGAGGGUUUCAGGCUGCAGCGUUGUGUGUCACUCUCCUUCUGAGUGUGGGCGGGGGAGCUGUUGUAGGUUUCAUUCUGAAGUUGCCGUUCUGGGGUGAUCCAUCAGAUGAAAACUGCUUUGAAGAUGAGGUGUACUGGGAGGUGCCAACAGAAGAAGAAGCUGCAUUGCACAGUGUUCAUUAUGAAAACAACCAACUUAAAAAGCCUACUUCAAAUGGAGAUACUCAACAAUGAGAUAUAAGGAGGGUGUUUGUCAGAGACCCCUGUGCUGUUUCGUACUGAGCUACAAGUAAAAGCAGCAGCAUCAAUGAACUGACUCAGAACAGUGCAAUAUGUUUUCCCUUUUCCCUCUACACAAAAGCCUCCGGUUAAUGGAAUCCUUUGAGAUCCUCUCGGGAUAACUUGGUGGGAAUCAGGAUCAUAUUCAUCUUUUCAGCUACUCUUACUGGGAACAUCUGCUAUCACCUUUGGGCGACGCUGUGUCUUCAAGUGAUCCACUUUUUAAGGACAGAUCUGUUCAGGUCAAGGACACCGACAUAGACACUGACUCUCACCGGAAACUCUGCUGCCUGCUUGUUUGGUUUUGUAAUGUCCCAUCGGAUUUUCCCCCUGGCCUUCCCUGAAGGUGCCUGCUCUUGCUCCAACUCAUUAGUCACACAGGGUAGGUCAGGAAUGCCUUUCACGAUGCCAAUGAGGGCACCUCAAAGACCCCACAGCUAUUUAAUUAUUCCUUUUUAAAAGGUACACUCACUGUUGGACUGUUAACCAUCCUCCCUGACACCAAGGUUGAGCCUGAUUUUACUCAGUCAAAUUCCUAACACACUGAGGUGGAGAGGUGUAAUGUCACCUUUUAUCGGUGGAGGGCUUUUUGGCAUAGUGGUAGUGUCCCAAACUCAACAGCCUGGGUUCAAGUUCCCCCUGCUCCACUCCAGUGUAAUAACAUCUCUGUAUGAGUUGAUUAGAAAAUAUCUCAAAAGUGAUAAGAAAUGGACAGGCUGAUUUGUACCUCCUUCGUUCUGCUUAAAGCCAGUUGUUAAUCAUUUGUUUUCCGGGGGGUAUAAUGAUCUGGGAAAGGGAAUCUUGUUGGAUUGUAGUCCCUCUCUCCCUGGCUCAGACUGCAAAGGCAACUCUGUUGCACUUCAGCUGGCCUGAAAAAGGUCAACUGACUCAGCAUCAAGCAGAUGAUAGAGUCAUAGAGAAAUACAGCAUGGAAACAGACCCUUCAAUGCAAUUCGUCCGUGCCAAUCUGGUAUCCUGUAUAAAUCUAGUCCCUUUGCCAGCAUUUGACCCAUUUCCCUCUAAAGCCUUCCUAUUCAUAUACCCAUCCAGAUGCUUUUUAAUGUUGUAAUCAUACCUGCCUCCACCACUUCCUCUGGCAGCUCAUCCCAUACAUGCACCAUCCUCUGUGUGAAAAGGUUGCCCCUUAGGUCCCUUUUAUAUCUUUCCCCUCUCACCUUAAACUUAUGCCAUCUAGCUUUAGCCUCCCCCACCCCGGGAAACAGACCUUACCUAUUUACCCUAUCCAUGCCCCUCAUGAUUUUAUAAACCUUUAUAAUGUCACCCCUCAGCCUCCAAUGCUCCAGGGAACAAGCCCAAAUCCAUUCAGCCUCUCCCUACAGCCAAAAGCUUCCACCCUGAUAACAUCCUUGUCAGUCUUUCUUGAACCUUUUCUAGUUUUGCAACAUCCUUGCUAUAGGAAGGAGACCAGAAUCCACACACUCAAGAAUUUUCGACUCAAUUUAACAGUGUCCUCCUCCAUCUACCCACUCAGACUUCAGCAACAGAAGACAAGAUUUCUCUUAUUAUUCAGUUUCUCAUGUGCCUGAGAAUGGUUCUCAUGUAAAAGCUGUUAUAUGUAGAGGCAAAUUAUUAUCAUUUGGUAACUGAGCUUGUCCAAGCCACAGCUAUCCUGUUUUUCUAGAGCCUGGAAUUUCCUCAUUGUGUAAAUUACAUCAACAUUUAUGUCAGUCACUGUUCCAGUCUUGCCAAUGGGAACUCAUGUUUUCAACUUCCCACCGAGCUUUCUUGGUCAGACCCAGAACAAAGCAAGAACCAUCUAAACAGCUCAGUCUUCCCAUAAAAUUAUGUUCAAAAUUGUCAGAUGAUGGAGAGUCAAAGUUUAACCUUUCUGUGAGUAUUUCCCUGAUCGGAACAGACAGGAAUAGAGAGGCUCAGCAGUUGUUGCCAGAUGAGGGUAUCUGAUUGGAGAAGAACUUGUGUGCCUCCUCGACAUUUAUACGUAUCCUCCUUCCUGUCCAAUCAACACAGACCCCUGUUAGUAAGCGGAUGAAAACACUGAUUAACGACCAAGGGAAUCCAAACACCAUAGAACUGGUGGAAGAUCCUGUUGUGGUGUCCAUAUCCCUGAGCCUGGAGGCCCAGGUUCAAGUCCCACCUGCUCCAGAGGCACAUAAUAACACCUCUGAACAAGUUGGUUCAAAAAUAUCUUUAGAACCAAUGUAGGCACAAUGAACCAAAUGGUCUCCUUCUGUGCUGUAACUUUCUGUGAUUGGGUUGUUAUGGACGCACUCUGUUGGAUGAAAUGGAAGUUAUGCACCUACUUGCUAACGCAUUUCAUUUUGUACCCUUUUUUCCUUUAAACAAAUAAGUAUAGCACAAAUAAAAUGGAUCUUCAUCAUGCUAACUUCUAACAAGUAGAACCUGUUAAGAAACCUAAGUGUGAAACUUCUACAAUUCUAAAAUUGAACAGGAACACUGCAAACAGUUGUAGUCUGUUUAUUUAAUGAAGGAUGUGAAUGAAUUGGAUGUGGUUAAGAGGAGGUGUACCAUACUGUUAUGCCAAAUGAGCAGAGUAUCUUUUGGGGAAAGAUUGGACAGUGUUUGUCUUCACUGGAAUUUAGCAGAGUGAGGCAUGAUUUGAUUAAAAUUUAUAUGAUCAUGAAUAGACUUAACAAGAUGAAUGUAGAAAGGAUGUUUCGUCUUCUGGGUGGCUCCAGAACCAAGGGGUGCUGGUACAAAAUAAGGGAUCACCUGUUUCUGACAGAGACAGAGUCAUAGAGAUGUACAGCAUGGAAAAAGACCUUUCAAUCCAACUCAAUCAUGCCAACCACAUAUCCUAAGUAAAUAUGGUCCCAAUUGUCAGCAUUUGACCCUUCCUCUUCAUAUACCCCACCAGAUAGCUUUUAAAUGUUGCAAUUAUACCAGCCUCCACCAUUCCCUCUGGCAGCUCAUUCCAUGCACACACCACGCUUUGCAAUAAAAGGUCGCCCCUUAGGCCCCUUAUAAAUCCUUCCCUUCAAACCUUAAACCUAUGCUCUCUAGUUUUGGACUCCCCCACCCCAGGGGAAAAAAGAGUCCUUAUCUAUUUCCUUAUCCAUGCCCCUCAUUAUUUUAUAAACCCCUAUAAGGUCACCCCUCAGUCUCCAAUACUCCAGGGAAAAUAGCCCCACCCUAUUUAGCCUCUCCCUGUAGCUCAAACCCUCCAACCCUGGCAACAUGCUUGUAAUUUUUUUCUGAACAUUUCAAGUUUCACAAUAUCCUUCCUAUGGCAGGGAGACCAGAAUUGCAUGCAAUAUUCCAAACAUAGCCCAAUGAAUGUUAUGGAGAUUUUUUUGCUUUUGCAGAGGUUUGUGCAACUUUGGAGCACUCUGCCUCAAAACAAGGCGAAGGUGGGUCAGUACAUAUUUGUUGAUGUGGACGGAUUCUUAGAAUAGAAUGCCAUAGAAUCCCUACAGUGUGGAAACAGGCCCUUCAGUCCAACAAGUCCACACCAAACCUCAGAGCAUCCCACCCAGACCGAACCUCCUAUAACCCACCUAAUCUACACCUCCCUGAACACUAUGGGCAACUUAGCACGUCCAAUCCACCUAACCUGCACAUCUUUGGACUGUGGGAGGAAACCAGAGCACCCAGAGGAAACCCGCACAGGUACAGGGAGAAUGUGCAAACUCCUCACAGGCAUUUGCCAAAGGCUGGAAUCAAACCCGGGUCCCUGGUGCUGUGAGGCAGCAGUGCUAAUCACUGUGCCACCGUGUCACCCUUGAUUAAAUUCUUGUUAGACAAGAGAGUCAGAAGUUGUUGAGGAUAGAUGGGAAUGUAGAAUGCUAAACACAAAUAGAUCAACCAUGGUCUCAUUGAAUGGAAGAGGUGGAAUGGCCUACUCCUGCACUUGAUUCAUAUGUUCAGAUGCUCAUAGAUGCUAAAACCAGAUCCCUGAUUCCGUACAAUUUUCUUUAUUAUUAUAUCGCACAAUUGGGUUGGUCUUAAUUUGAGGCGUGCAGCACUGAGAAUUGCAUCAACCUGUCUCUUGUUUGUGGGAAGCCUCAGAUCCAUCACAAUUUGACUGAAUGACAGCGCAGCUUUAAGGGGAUGCCUCGCCUCCUCAUGUUCCUCUAAUCUCCAUUUUCACAAAUUAAAUAAUAAUGAUUAAAUAACUGAUUGUAGGAUCUCUGUGGAGGUGCUUAAGUUGACAAAAGAUGAGUGGUAAAGAAUUAAAGUCUGUGACCACCGGGCUUAAGAACUUACAUAGUAACUUACGCAGUUCAAUCAGGGAAGGCAGUUCAUGCAGUCAAGUUGAACAUUAAUUGAAAUCAGUUGAGGGUUCACUGGAGGGGAAUUUGAAGAAGUAUUUCAAUCACUUACGCUGAUUCUAGUUGACAAUUAGAAUGAUUUGUAUGGAAGGAAAUAAAGACGGUAUAUCAAAAUGAGAAGCGUCAAUCACUAUCAGGCUUUGAAACCGAGAACUGCAGUGAUGCUACCAGUUAGUUCAACAAUAGGUGACUGCAUUAUGCGUCAAUUAUUGAAGUAAUUACGCACUAGUGUAUCACUGCAGUAGAUGUGGAAGGCUUAUGCAAGUUGCUCUUUAGCCUGGUGUGGUUAUUUGUGAAUGGGCAGCAGAAGUCGUCGAACGUGACCCAUGUGGUCAAGGAAACUUUGUUCUUGUGAAGUUGCAGCAUAAAACCAGUGCAAAUCAAUUAUGCUCAAAUUUCCUCUGGAAAAAUAUCCAUUGUUGAUCUCGUGCUAUGUUGCAGUUACAUCCAAACAACCCAGAAACAUCUGGGCCAUAAAUUUUUAUCACCUUGCUUUAUAAAUUCUGAAGAUGUCCAUGGAUUGUGUAUGAGUGAUAAAUUGAAAUACAACAUUUGUUAUUUUUAAA